AUGUGGCGGUCCAUCCCCUUCGAUAAAAGUGGAUGGGAUAACGUUGAACAACAUUACAAGGAUGCCCUCAUGAACCACUUACGGGAAAAUUUCAAUAUUGAUGAAGUGGAACGUGACUAUGAGGCCAAAAACUUGACGGGUGGCAUUAGGACUGUGCUUAUGAAGCGGUACUCUGACCGCAAGUACGAGGCUAAAAAAUUAUUUAAGAGCAAGGGAGGUUACAAUGAUCUUGAGAGUGCACGGGCAUUCCAUCCCAAGGAUAUGCCCUAUGAUAACUGGUUGAGAACCAUUGAAGGUUUCCGGGAAGCUAAAUAUAUUAAAAGAAGCGAGGCCAACACACUAGUACGCGAGAAACAACAAUUCCCAUACCGUGGGGGGACAUCUUCGUACGGUAGCACCGCCUAUAAAAAUGAUAUGGAUUGGGUACCUACGUAUGCUAAAACCCACACGGACAAUCAAGGGAAUUGGGUUGAUCCGGUUGCUGAACAAAAUUACCGGAACAUACAACAGGCCACAAGUCAAUGGAGCGGUGAGGGUCCGCCAAUUGCCCCGUAUCAGGAAGCGUUGGGUGAGCGGCGAGGAUGGUACCGCGGGAUGGGGCCUAAACCUUCUUCCAACACGUCCUCGCACUCGUCAUCUAACAUGUCGUCUUCGCAAGCUCGGACGCAAGAACCCUUUUCCGAGGAUUUUGUUAACAGCUUGUUCCAAACCCCGUCAUUUUUUAACCAACUUAACAACUAUCUUGCUUCACAAGGAAAAGGAAAAGGAAAGUCAAAAGGCUACGAUUCUGACAACUUAUUCGAUAAUGAAUCCGACGAUGAACCCAACGAUAACGAUGACGAUGAGUGACUUGUUUUUAAUGUAUGCUUUGGAUUUAAUUAAACGUUGUAGGAUAUAAUGUACGACUUAAACGUAGUUUUUAAUUAUAUUACCUUUAGUAUAUGUUGAUUAUGUUCA
This is a messenger RNA of Helianthus annuus (common sunflower), 957 nucleotides long. RefSeq lists its product as uncharacterized. Lineage: Eukaryota; Viridiplantae; Streptophyta; Magnoliopsida; Asterales; Asteraceae. The record is from RefSeq and is a predicted model, not a curated record. The transcript is spliced from 5 exons. Bases 1 to 849 code for a protein of 282 amino acids.